Molecule: messenger RNA, 1079 nt
Organism: Andrographis paniculata
Lineage: Eukaryota; Viridiplantae; Streptophyta; Magnoliopsida; Lamiales; Acanthaceae
Product: fatty acid desaturase 4, chloroplastic-like
Exons: 1
Coding region: 105-965 (286 amino acids)
Source: RefSeq, a predicted model, not a curated record
CUCAAUUGGAGCCACCAAUUUAAUUUAUUUUCGAUUUAAUUAAUACGACAUUUUGUUUGUAAUAACUCCAUCACCACAAAGCAACCAUUUUUGCUAGAGUGGCUAUGGCGGCGACUGUUUCAUUGCCUCAAAGACCUUCUCUUUUCACCCUCCACAGCCGCGCCGCCGUUUUCGCUCCCCGCCGCGUCUGUUGCUCCGCCGCCGCGCCGCCGCCGCUUCUCAAAGCGGCGUCGGCCACCCGCCCGCCGGCGAUAGCCAACCCGACCGACAUGAAAUCGACAUGGGCCCACCGCGCCUGGCUCACCAGCGGCUGCGCCGCCGUGAUCCUCUCUCUGGCUAGGUCCGCCGCGGGAGCAGCGGCGUCCCACAUUUGGCUCGAGCCGAUCAUGGCCGGAGCCGCCGGCUACGUCCUAGCCGACCUCGGCUCCGGCAUCUACCACUGGGGAAUCGACAACUACGGCUCAGCCAACACGCCUGUGUUCGGCGCGCAAAUCGACGCUUUCCAGGGACACCACAAAUGGCCGUGGACGAUCACGCGCCGCCAGUUCGCGAAUAACCUCCACGCGCUGGGGAAGGCGGUGACGUUCGCCGUCGUCCCCAUUAACCUGGCGACGGACGAGCCGGUCUGGUUAGGGUUCGUGGCGGUGUUUUCCGGCUGCAUCAUGUUCAGCCAGCAGUUCCACGCCUGGGCCCACACCACGCGCAGCCGGCUGCCGCCGGCGGUGGCGGCGCUGCAGAACGCCGGAGUGCUGGUGUCGCCGUCGCAGCACGCGGCGCACCACCGGGAGCCGUACAACAACAAUUACUGCAUAGUGAGUGGCGUUUGGAACGAAGUAUUGGACAAUUCGAGAUUUCUGGAGAUUGUGGAGAUGAUCAUCUUCUUCAGGUUUGGGGUCAGGCCGAGGUCCUGGACCUCCCCCCAGCCUGGCUGGAUUCAAGAUAACACUUGUAAUUUACUAUCGUAAUAAUAUUAAUGUACAUAAUUACACAUUUAUUUAUAUAUUGCAUUUUUAGAAUUAGCAAGAAUUUUUAUUGAUUUACAGAAACAAUUAAUAAUAAUAUGAUUCAUUUCUUUUGUU